Messenger RNA from Lytechinus variegatus (green sea urchin), 11999 nucleotides. Its product is annotated as NFX1-type zinc finger-containing protein 1-like. The coding region runs from base 353 to 7435 and encodes 2360 amino acids. Gene Ontology annotation, cellular component: nucleus; nuclear RNA-directed RNA polymerase complex. Gene Ontology annotation, molecular function: helicase activity; zinc ion binding. The record is from RefSeq and is a predicted model, not a curated record. The transcript has 5 exons. Gene Ontology annotation, biological process: regulatory ncRNA-mediated heterochromatin formation. Lineage: Eukaryota; Metazoa; Echinodermata; Echinoidea; Temnopleuroida; Toxopneustidae.
AGGGGAUCUCACUCGCCUACUGAUUACAGCAAACCAUCGUCACAAAAAAGAGUUAAUGAUGACAUAGCAAAUUAGGUGCGGACAUUGCUGAUAUCAUACUUUCGCUCAUUAUCUGAUAUAAAUUAUGGGAGUGACGAUUAUGGGAGUGACAGCGGCGGCGAUAAAGAAUGAAAAUUGGAGAAAGUGGCAAGAUUAAAAUGAACGCGAACAGUGACCGUCAGAAGAGUUUACUUCCGGGCAAGGCAUUUUGAGCCACGCCAUCCUCGAGGAAACUUUAAUACUUAGACACUGUCUUGACGGAUGCUGCCCUAUAUUUGGAGACGUUGUUGCAUGCAGAAUACCAAGAGCAAUCAUGGCAGAGAAGACAUUGAGCGACAGAACAAACUUCCCAUCGCGGGGUCGAGAGCCGACAGAGGGUACCAACGGUGGGACGGGUAGCGCAACAGGUUCAAAGGUCAGUGGCGCUUCCAAAGACCACGAGGAAAAAAGCGUUCGACCAAAGGAGAGGAAGACGAGCUGUACGAAGAAUGAGAGAAGCGGUUCUAAGAAGUCUGUUCAUUUUGGUCGUAAAGAUCAUGCCGAACAAUCUGGUGGUAGAACUCAUCAAAAUGGAAGACAUCAUCAAAAGCAGAGAGACCAGCGAGAGCAGCAUGGAUAUCCGGCAAGAGGAAGGAGAUACCCGCCAAAGACACCAACAUCCAAAACAGGGGUCAGAGGUAAAGCCAUAGAAGUAGAAGGAUGUGGAUUGCCGGUUCUUAGCAAGAGUACGGAUUCUCGGUUUUCCAAAGAUCGCCUGUCAUCUUCUUCAGGACCAAAGGACAAGCGCACCUUUCAACCCAUCAGUUCAAACUUCUUGAAUGACCUUCUUAUGAUGGAGCCUUCAGAGGCAGCAAUUCAGCUUGGUUCAUUGAAGGGAAGCUUUGUCGCAGGUCUCGAGGAAGUUGAUGUAGAUGACAAGAAACAACGUCUAUUCUGGAACGUUCUUGCUCAUCUUUCCGAUGGUGUCGGCGUGGCCAGUACAGUUAUUAUGAUUUUUUCGGUAGUUGUUGGUUCUAGACUCUUUAAUAAACAUCUACCACUUUUUCUGAUUGGUAAGCGGGGAAAAGCUUGCAAAGGAGGCGCUCUUGAGUUUGUAGGUUUCAUCGCAGUACUCUUGAGAGUACUUGAGUCAAUGUCCUCCAGUAUUCCGAGUAGAUUAGCAGACAUCAAGGUAGCCUUGGUACUCAUGGAAGACGUGAUUAACUCCAUCGAUGGAGAGUUAACACAGGACGUCGCACUUUCUGCCAAGAGCCUCUUACAAUAUAUAGAGUCUGUUGAAGCGGAUAAAGAGUUAGCGCACAUGAAGCAGCGGUUUGCUUCAUCGAAACCACCACCAGAUGACUUCAGACAACAAAGCAUUCUUCCAAGUUAUGAAGAACUGAAACCAUCUCAUCGUCCAUACCUGAGGCCUCAUAUAGUUAAAGGAGUCUACCCAAACGCAAAUCAUUACUUUGAUGUGCAUUUCAGGCUCAUGAAAGAGGAUUUUAUCCAGCCUCUCAGAAGUGGUUUAGAUCAAUAUCUUCUUAACAAGCAAGUUCAGCCAGAGAAUAGAGUAAAAGUUCAAGAUGUCCGGAUCUACGAGGAAGUUGAACUUAUCCGGCCCGAAUCCAACAAUUUCGGGGUGACCUAUCUAAUGUCAUUUAAAAGGAUGCCUCACGUCAGAUGGGAAGUGUCGAAACGUUUGAUAUACGGUUCACUUGUUCUACUAUCAGAUGAUGAAUUCAAAUCGUACAUUUCAGCAACCGUAGCAAAUAGCGAUGCUAGACAACUUGCACGCGGGGUGGUGGACAUACGACUUCUCGAUGAAGCAAUGUCAUCUUUGAUUGGUAAAACAUUUGUCAUGGUGGAAUCAACGGUAUUCUUCGAGGCAUAUCGCCAUGUUUUGACGGGUCUCCAGCAGGUAAGCCCUACAGAUUUUCCAAUGACAAGAUAUAUUCUUGAACUGAGGCCUGACAUAAAUCCUCCAACAUAUAUGAAGGGCUCGGGCCAUGCCAUACUUGAUGUGUCUAAUCUAAUGGUUGGCGGAAAUCCAAAGAACACCACUGAUGGCAUCAAACCUCAGAUUACCCCUUUAAUGAGCAUUCAAAUCAAUCGUAUACCGACAUGUAGUGCUCCAGAACAAGGCAAAAUUGACACUCCCUUUCCCAUAUCAGUUCUGAAUGAAUAUGCCUGGCCAGGAGCUAAGGAAACCAAGCUAAAUCCAUCUCAACUAGAAGCAGUAAAAUCUGCACUGACACAAGAACUGUCCCUGAUUCAGGGACCACCCGGAACAGGAAAAACAUACAUCGGAUUGAAAAUUGUUGAAACUCUCCUCAAGAACAAGAAUUGCUGGUCAGAUAAAGAAGCAGGUCCUAUUCUACUGGUCUGUUACACAAAUCAUGCAUUGGACCAGUUUUUACUUGGCAUCAAACAGUUUCAAGAUGAAGGCAUCAUACGAGUCGGAAGUCGUAGCAAAUGCCCGGAGCUGGAAAAUAACAAUCUGAAACAAGCCAUUAGAAUGAAGCGUUUCAGGAAUACCGGUAAUAAGUUCAUUACACGCCGUGCUGGGAACAUCAAACGGGAAACUACGUUGGUGAAACGUGCUCUUGAGGGCGUGCAAACAAGAAUCCAGUUGAGUUCUCAAGGUAUUUUGAGGGAGACGGAAUUAAAGCAUUUCCAUGUCAUGUCUGAAAAGCACUUCAAGAGUAUGAAGAAAUUAGAAAAAUUUGGGUAUGCCGAUUCAUGGAUCAUAGAAUGGUUAAUUCCUGACAAUGAGAGCGUGAAGGAAGUGGCACAAAAUCACGAAGAAGAGACCACUUGUGACAAGGAAAUCGGAGAAGGGGACGCAUUGGAUUCUGAAGAAGUUGAUAAAGUGGAUGAUAAUAUCGACGUAGAAAAUGAAAGAGACUUGAUUGAGUCAGAGCGAGUUAACAAUGAUGACGUAGAAGAUGAUGAAUCAUCGGAAGUCAAAGUUGUCAAGAACCUAUCUCCUCUAGCAGUUUACUACGACGAUCUGUUAUCAUCAGACGAAAUAGAUAAGGACGUAAAGAAUUUCCUGAGGGAAAAGGCAACAUUGCAAAAGGAAAUUAAUCCGAACAAAGUUACUUACAUACGAGACGUUUGGAAGCUUGAUGUUACCCAACGCUGGGAGCUAUAUCAUCACUGGUUAGGCGAAUAUAUGUCAAUCCUAGAAGCACAGCUCCCUGUUCUUCAAAACGAGUAUACUCAAUUAUGCACGGAAUUGCAGGAGACAAAUGAUUACGAGAAAUGUCUGGUCCUACAACAAGCUACAAUAGUCGGUAUGACGACUACAAGGGCAGCUAGUGAACGUGAAUUGCUGAAAAGAGUACAACCAAGGAUUACCAUUGUUGAGGAAGCGGCAGAGGUGCUCGAGUCACACAUAAUUACAUCGCUACAUUCUACCUGUCAGCAAUUGAUCCUGAUUGGUGAUCAUCAACAACUACGCCCAAAGCCAAAUGUUUACCAACUAGCAACAAAAUAUCAUCUCGAUGUUUCCAUGUUUGAACGUAUGGUAAAGAAUGGAUUCCCCUACAAGAAACUCAGACAGCAGCAUCGUAUGAGGCCUGAAAUAUCGUCAUUGAUGAGAGAUCACUUCUACCCGGAACUCGAAGACCACGAAUCCGUGUCUUCAUAUCACGACGUAAGAGGGGUCGGGAAAAACAUCUUCUUUCUUGAUCACCAGGAAGAAGAGGCACACGUAAAAGAGACAAUGAGUCACUACAAUCUCCAUGAGGUUGAUUUUACAGUAGAAUUGUGUAGGUACCUUCUGAACCAGGGUUACAAACCUGAACAGAUUACUAUACUCACUGCCUACACUGGACAACUACUGAAGUUCAAAGGGAAAAUGGACAGAGCUACAUUUGAAGGCGUAAGAGUGGCUUCAGUCGACAACUACCAAGGGGAAGAAAAUGACAUCAUUCUACUCUCCUUCGUACGAAGUAGUCAGAAUGGCAGGAUAGGCUUCCUGAGCAUCACCAACAGAGUGUGUGUGGCGCUUUCCAGAGCAAAAGAAGGGCUGUAUUGCAUUGGGAAUUUCACCCUUUACUCUAAGAAAUGCAAAUUGUGGAGGGGAAUCUACGACGAUUUGAUUGCCAACUGUCGUAUAGGUGAUGUGUUGAAUUUACAGUGUUACAACCAUCCACACAACAAGACGGACGUAAAAAGAGCAGCAGAUUUUCAGAAGGUUCCUAACGGAGGAUGUGGAAUUCCUUGUGGAACGUUGCUUAAUUGCGGACAUGUGUGUGUCAAUUUGUGCCAUCCGGUUGAUCGACUGCAUGAAAACUACAUCUGUCCUAAACCUUGCACAAAUAAGUGUGAAAGAGGCCAUGACUGUUCUGAGAUAUGCGGAAUCAAAUGUCCACCAUGCCGUAAGAAAAUGGAAAAGAAACUGCCGUGUGGUCACUUUCGUGUCAUGAAAUGUAGCCAAGAUCCCACAUCUGUGAAAUGCGAUGUGAUGGUUGAGAAAACAAAGCUUCCUUGUGAACACAUUGUUAAGCUCCCGUGCUAUAUGGAUAUUAACAGCUUUGACUGCCCUACAACAGUGCGCAGACAACUCCAGUGUGGUCACUUUAAAUUUGAGAGGUGCAGUGAGCAUGGAAUGUGCUCGGUCAUUGUCAGCAAGAAUUUACCAUGUGGACACAUAAAGCUGAUAGAGUGUUCAAAGACGGACAAUCCCGACAUUGUAUGUACUGAAUUGGUUUCGAGGACUCUGUCUUGUUCUCAUAGAAAAGAACUUAAAUGCAACGUUGACCCAGAUACAGCCCUUUGUCUUAUAGUUGUCACAAAGACACGUCCGUCCUGCGGUCACCUAGUUAUCGAAGAAUGCUCGACACAAAGUGAUUGCUCUCAGAUUGUUGUCAAGAGUCUGCCAUGUGGUCACAGAAUGGAUAUGGUGUGCUCUACAGACGAGAAUGGUGUGUUUUGCCAAGAAAAAUGUGAAAAGAAGCUCGCUUGUGGACAUACUUGCACUGGAAUUUGUGGAGAAAAGUGCAUUACGAAAUGCAAAGUGUUCGUAAUCCGAAAUGACUGGCCAUGUGGUCACAGAGUAAAGGCAAGGUGUAGCGAUGGACCAGAUUCAUGCCAUGUCAGAUGUCAGACCGAACUUGGUUGUGGGCACAUGUGCCAUGGGACAUGUGGAUCAUGUAUGGGAGGUAAAUACCACCUACCAUGCCGAGACAAAUGCGAUCGCACUCUGGUAUGUGGACAUAAGUGCACCCUCGAUUGUGUUAGCCCGUGUCUUCCUUGUUUCAAGACAUGUGAGAACUUUUGCGACCACAUAAAGUGCAAUCAUCCAUGCGGAGAAGUGUGUCCCCCUUGUACAAAACGGUGUAACUGGAAUUGUCCGCACAGCGAGUGUCAAAUGCUUUGCUGCGAGCCAUGCUCUAGAUUACCCUGUGAUGAACCCUGUCCGAAGCAGCUGAAGAAGUGUGGUCACCCAUGUGCUGGCCUAUGUGGAGAGAUCUGCCCAGAACUCUGCCGCAUCUGCGACGAGGUGAAGCUGAAGGAAACCUUUGCUUCUCAGGACACAGAUGCAUCCAGAUUCAUGCAACUGGAAGAAUGCGGACACGUUUUUGAAGUAUCCGAACUCGACAGGCACCUCGGUCUUCACCAAAAGGAGACCACAAACUCGUUUAUUUUGUUGAAGAGAUGCCCAAAAUGCAGCACGCCAUUACGUAACAGUAGACGAUACGGAACUAUCAUCAAGCUAUCGAGAAGGCACGUGUUGCAUGUCAAGAAGAAGAUGGAAGCUAGGAAGAGUCAGGUAAUGUCGGGAAAACGUGAUUUACAAGCGAACAUGAUGAGAACCCUCACCCUUGCAAAUCUAAACCCCCUAGGUAUCGAACAACACACCAUAGGGAUCUGGCUUCGUAGACACAAAAACCUUAAAAUGGAAUAUGAACCAGCACUCACGUCUCGACUGCUACUCAUACGUAUAUUGAUUGAGAUGCAUGAAAUGUUAACCAAUAUAUGUAUAGAGGAUAGGUACUCGUCUGCAAAGUCGCACCGGGAUAAGUUAAGUUCCAAGACUAAAAGUUCCUUUUGGAAAGGACACACCGAUAUGGCUAAAGCACAGAUGGCUGAGCUAGGCAAGGCAGUUCUUAGAGAUGCUACUAGCUUUUCGCACCAAGAAGCUAACGACCUUCAUGAAGUAAUGCAUCGAACCAUUUACAGUGUACUUCUACUGAUUAAUUGGCUGAAGUCAACGGAUCGACAAAGAAUCCGGCACCUUGAAGAUUCUCUUAAAGUACUUGACGGGAAGCAUUUUCUCCGUAAUCAUGGUGAUGCAGACUUGAAGCAGAUGCGACAGGUUUUCGAUGACCUCUACAAAUCUACUUUAGAUAAAUGGCUAGAGAAUAUUCAGGAAUUUCAUCCAAGUCAUACGACGACCUUUGCCCGUGAGAAAUGGUGUCAAUGUCCGAAAGGGCAUACAUUCAUGGUUCAGGAGGACACAUGUAGCAUUUCAAAAAUGGACUGUGAUGUAUGUAUGCGCAUAGAAUCCAGACACAUGUCACUGAAAGAAGGUCAAUCCCCUCAUGCAAGAUCUUCUGCCACUGUGGAGCAAAAAUUGACAGAAAGAGAGUUUCGUCGUCUUGCAAUAGAAGUUCCAAGUUGUGGGCCGCGGCGCGGACCGGGGAAAAUGCCAUAUAACAGUGCGCGAAGUAUGAACACUUCCCACAAUGCCAUCAAGGAUGAAUCUCAUCCAAAUCGAAGCAAAAAUAGUCAUGGUGAAGCAAGUGCUCGUAAAACAAAUCCUGAAGAAAACGAAGAUAACAAAGGCGCAUUCCUUCACGCUCCGGAAGCUAUUGCCAAGGACCUAACAACAGGUACGUUGAAGAAAAGAACCAAUGCGCAUAAACGAGGUGGAACACCGAACGCUGGUCCACAUCCUGUUCAAGACAUAACUACAACUCCUGAAGUAAGCCAACAUAAUUCAAGAACGACAAUGAAUACCAUGUCAAACGAAAAAAGAAAGCCACAAGGAAAGGUAACACCGAGUCAAGGAAAUGCUGCAUCCAAUUCUAGGCCGAGUAUUGGGGUAACAGCUGACCGUGGUAAACCUAGUACUCGUAGGCGAGGUCGACAACGACGUGCGCGUCGAGAUGAUGGUCAGGAAAAUACGUCUGGGGAUGUCCAGAGAGAAACUGUUAGGCAUACGAUCGAACAGCACGAUUCAACUUCCGGUCAGAAUCAUGCAACAGCAAGUACAGGUUGCGCAUUCAAAGAUAAGAGGCAGCCGGAAGAAAAGGUGACUCUGAGUGAGGUUAAAACAUCCAGGUCACAAGAACCUAGGACUUGCGCGCCUGAUCAUGUUUCAAAUAAUUCUCGUAGAAGAAACAGAAGAAGAGGUGGUGGUCGAGGAAAUGGCCAAAGUGGUGAUGGUGUUGGAGACAAAUAGACUGUGAACAGAAGAGUUUAUCUAGUCUUUCUGGGCAUCAUCAAUGUGAAAGUGGUACACAUAUUGCCUUCCCAUCGUACCCAGACGGUUUAAAAUUUAUUUACCAUUUACUUUAAUGUGAGCCUUUCUGGCUUCUAGCAUAAAAGAAUUAUUCGAAAAUUGAGCAAUAAAGAAGGGUAGAUUUUUGAUAAUUUUCUGAAAGUUUACAUCCAAUUUGUAUUCUUUCUGACAUGGACAUGACAGGCAUGUAGAAAUGGCCCUUUGUCUUUACGUGUAUACAACUUCCAGGAGUAUAUUACAUUGAAUUUGAAGAUUAACGAUGAAGAUGCAACCAUUCCUGCUAUCUCAUGUAGAUUUUUUUUUCGACUUCCACAUUGCAAUGAUCGUCUUGAAGCUGUAACGAUUGUUAGUGGAUGUAACAAUCAAUCAUACAAAUCCAGGUAUAUACAAAUUAGGUAAAAACAUGGGAUUGGGAGCCCCUAGAAGUUUUCAUUUAAAAAACUUGUAGGUGGGGCAUCGCCAUGCUACAAUUAAAUGCAAAUUAAAAUAACACAUACAUAAAGAUUGAACAACAAAUAACAGUGAAAUACAAUAAUUAAAAACAAUGGGCUAAUAUAGGGGAAAAUAAACAAACAAGCAAACUAAAAGUAAUAAUUACAAAUCAUAGUGACCUACAGUGUGCUAUUUGCAGGAGUUUUUAUGAUGAGCGAAAAAUUCAACUUUCAAAAGUUUUUAAAACUUUUUUAGGGUUUUACGUGGUUUAAUAUCAUUAUUUAAAUCAUUCCACACCUUAAUUCCUCUACAACGUAGAGAAUUUUGGAUGAUUUUAGUUUUUGGAAGAUAUUGGUGAAGAUCUGCUGAAUGACGCGUAAAGUAUGAAUGGAAAAGAAGCAUUUGAGUUGAAGAGAUUAUUAAAAAUAUUUGGCAAGAGAUUUGAAUGGUAAUUGUACAUAAAUAUGUAAGUAUACAUAAGAGCCAAGUCACAUAUUUUCAAUAUUUUACAAUCAAGAAAUAACUUGUUUGCGUGACUAUUGAAAUGUGCAUUACGAACAGUUCUAAUUAACCCCUCUUUAAAUAAGAAAUAAUCUACGUAAAUUCAUUCCCAGAGAGCGUACAGCAAUAAGUGAGAUGGGGUAAAACCAAAGUAUUAUAAAGUGAAAUUAAUACAUGUCUGGGUAAAAUAAACUUCAGUUUGCGGAGGACACCAGUACUUUUUGAUAAACGAGUGCAUAAUUCAUCAAUAUGAGGUUUCCAGGAUAGAAAUUCAUUUAUCUUGAUACCUAAAAAUUGAUAUUUGAUACCUGGAAAAUAAUCUUGCCAUCCAUAAUAACUGGAGGAAUGUCAGUACCAUUUUUGUGUUUUGAAUAGUACAAUUUUUUUUUUCAAGGUUCAGUGACAGUUUAUGGCAUUGAAGCCAGACAACGCCUUUACAAAGUUCAAUUUAUGGUGUUAAUGAGAGGAAUAAUAUUUUUUUUAGAAAGAACAAAAAGAAAUCAUGCGCCUACCUCAAUUCCAUGGAUGAAGUUCUAACGGACAGCAGAAUCCUGACAGGGGGGGGGGCGCCUUCGUUCACUCGCUUUGUUCACUGGCCGAUCGAUAUACCGAGGGCGCAUGCGCAAAUUUGGCCGAGCCGAUUUGCUUUUAGCUAUUACUUUUGUUUGCAAUUUUUAAAGCGAGUGAACGAACGCGGGGCUCCUUUUUUGAGAGUCUGGCUACUGCUUCGAUGUCAGGAUUUUGCUGUCCGUAAGGCCUUUAUCCAUAGAAUUGAGGUGGGUGCAUGAUUUCUUUUUAAAAUUAUUUUUUUGGUGUUUUUGGUAUCCCAACCUCGAAGGUACCCAUGUUAGUAUUCGUUACCUGUGGCUGCCUAUCUUACCUUCUGGGCUCCGGCCCGCUUCCUUUGUUAGCUAAAUCUUUGACCUCAAAUGACUAUGGGCUAACUAAGCCCAGUUUCGAGAAAUGCAAAAUUUAGCCUGCGUGGACCAAAGGCUCUUGAGAAUUCGGGCAAAUAUGUGCACUACUUGUAAAACACAAACUCUAUCAUAUACGCUACAUCCGGUAUGCAUCUAUUUAGGUAAAUUUCUUUUUAAAUGUUUUAAUUUCAUAAGCACUUUGUCAUUAUGCAAUUGAUUAUCAUAUAUUCUUGUACAUGUUUUGUAAAAUGUUCUGAAACUCAGCCUUUGGCUGCGAAUGAAUUUUCAAUAAAUCAUUAAUAUACCUUACUAUACUUAUACCUACGAUACCUUCAGUGGCGUACCUAGGAUUUUUCAGAGGGGGGGGGGGGGAUUUGGCCGCCCCAAAAAUUGACAAGAUGUGGUGAUUGGUAUAUAACAUUAUUUGUUGCUUAUGUAAUCUUACAUGAUGAGAGUACGACUCUUCCCAUCGUGUUGUUAUUUACCAAAUGAUGCAAUGUAGUAAUUUUUUUUUCUUCCAAUAUUGGAAAGAGUGGAUACAUUCCAGUUCCGUUUAAAUUGCAGCAUUGGUUAAAAUGUUCACAGUGUACGGUAUCAUCACCCCCCCAAAAAAAAUGCCUGGUUUACCUUUUUCACCAAUAUUAGGUAAUUCAGUAGAGUGUUAGCGCUAAGUAAUAUUUUCACUUUUAUAUUGAUAUUUUUCUCAUUAUCUUAAAGAGUGUACAUUCAUGUCUCAGUUAUUUGUUCGUGUUAGUUGUAGAGAACAAAGUUCUAUGAUUCAAUGUCAUUGGCAUAUUAUUUGUUGAUGUUAUUUGUUUACAUUUUAUUGCAUUUACUUUCGUGGGUCAUAAACGGAGUUAAAUAGCAUUGAGCAUUAUGUGAGGGAAUGAUAUUGUUCCGAACUUAGAAUCGAAAAUUUCAGUGUGAAACGAAUUUCUGUUUAUUUUAUCAAUAAUCCAUUAUUGUUUAGUUGACAAUGAAUGUUAUUAUAAGAGGUUAAAUGUAUGAAGGGCGUAGUUCUGAAAUAGUUUUUGAGAUAGUAUUCUGAGCUAGUCUUUCUUUUGAAAUUAUUUUGACUUAUAUUAAUUCUGUUUUUAUGUACACAAUAUAAUUACUUUAUUCAAAUUUCAAUCACUUGACCUUUGCUUCAACUACACCACUCAUUUUCUGUUUUUGUUCAUUGUUGUUCAUUUAGCCCUAUUUGUUUGUUCCUGUAUUUUGAUUUCAAACAUGAUAGUAGAGAAUAAAUAUAUUGUUAUUUCUAUCAAUUGCAUUUGGCCUUUUAUCAAUGGUCAUUUAAUUUAUGAUUUAUAUUUCACCAUUGUAUAAUUAUUUUAUCUCUGUUGAUUUUUGCUUGUAAAUUGAAAGUUUUCAGCCUGCGGGCUGCCUUUUUGAUAUUUUUUUCAAUAAACCAUACCAAUUCAAUUCAAUAUGUAGUGUGUCCAGAAAUAAAGGAGGCACACUUCGUAUAACGACAUUACAUCAGGCAUGACGAAUUUGCCAAAGAAUGGGCGGGAUUUCAAGAUGAUAUGGUAUAUUGAUUUAUAAAGAGGUUUUUCAAUUAUUCGUGUUAUAUUGAAAGUGUGAAUUUUGACUCUGUUACUCAUCCGGUUAUAAAGCAAUGACUUCACGUGUCAAUGAUUUGGGUGUCGGCUUGGCGAUUGUCUACCGACCAAAAGAUGAAGAUAUAAAUGUUAGCAAUGAGAGGUCAUUAUAGAUCAUGUCUAUUUUCAAGACAAAUGUAAAUCAUUACCCUAGUGCUUAUUAUUUGUUGGUUAAUUUCGUUGAUUUGAUAUAAAUAGGCUUUAUAGUAAAGAAAAAACACUACGGAAAGAAUGCUAUCACAUCACACGCACUUGCCAAUCUCUAUAUUUAAGAUGUACCAUUGCCCUUGCGGGUUUCAUCUGAUAAAGAUUAUCCAAAGUGAUCAUGGUGAUAGCGCCAUCUGUGGAAUUGAACAUUUAAUACUUGUGAGGAAUAAGAUUGCCACAAAACUGAUUUAUCGAGUAGCUAAAGAUAAAAAAUUGUAAAAUCUCGCUUUCUUUUAAAUUGGCUGUUCGCAUUCUUCUUUUAAAAUAGCAGAAUCCGUAAAACGCGCAUAAGCCAUGAGUUAUAUUACAUAUUCUUUCUUCUUAUUCUUUUUAUCUGGCGGAUGUAUGUCCAUUAUGUACCUUUCGUAUUAUAUGCCCUUGAAUAUUAUCUAUAUUAUCUUAUACGUUGUAUUCAUCUUAUUACACUGUGAAUGAGCAUGAAUGAAUAAUUGAAUAAAUGAUAAAUUCCAAUAGCGUUCACCAGAAUUCGAAUGAAAAAAAGAAGUCAAAUUUGUUUCAGUUGAGUAUGAAAUAAUGGUGAUGGUGAUAUGUUAACAUUAUGCAUAAAUAAAUGGUAAUGAUGAUGACAGAAGUGAUGAUGAUAGUGGUGGUUAUAGUUGUGAUGGUUAUAAAAUGGAUGAUGAUGAAGAAGAUAAAAAAGCAACUCCUGUAUAUUUGCAAUGAAUUAGCUUCUUUGGCGUAUAAAUUAGGGAAAAUUUGAUUUGAAUUAUCAAGUGACACUGAGGAUGUAUACUAACAUAUAGAUAAGGGCGCUUUCACCUUUGCAAUAAUUAGAAAAAAAAAACCAUAUUCGUUACGCGACACAUCUCGAGCAGGCUAUUU